UAGUUUGACUGUUAUAGUAAACAAUACUAUUUCGUGUAAGAUUGAAAUUCUAGUUAAGGAGAGAGUGCAUCGAAGCAGACUGACACAGGGUGUUGUACAGAAGUCGCCCAUCCCUUCAACAGUCUCAACAUGCAGCCAAGCGAAUAUUUUUUUAUAUUUAACAUAAACGCAAAUAGUGCACGGUACUUUUGUUACAUUUAUUAUUGGACUCAUGCGAUUUGGGCACUCUUGCUUCUAAACUAACGACCACAGGCCCUAAUUUAACGGAUGAAAAUGUUUUAUAAAACGUAAUGCACCAAACGCACCACCUUACAGUUUAGCUUUUCCCCGAAGUUGAAGGUGAAUUGGACGGUCUGCCGAAACUUGGCCGGGAGAGCCCCCUAGGGCACACCUUUUGGUCUGCCUGCGUUUCUUGAGGAAUAAAAAUAUAUUUGAAGUGUUCUACUAUAUAAACACUUUAUUUUGGCUCGUUGCAGUUUGAUUAGUGGUCGUCUACUUAGUUAUCCGCCUUGUAUGGAGGAAAGCUUUGUUCCGCCUCCUAUAAAUUUUAAGUUUCAAGUUCUUGACGUUACCUUUGCUCCCUACGCCAAAUAUAUCGCUUCAGGACUUAUUAACGGGGGAGUUUAUGUACAUAGCUAUGAGAAGGAUGCACACGAAUUAAAAUGUCAUUGGAAGGCUUUUAAAAAGUCAUGUCGAGCUUUGCACUUUUCCCAGGACGGGAGUGCGCUCUUCGCUGCCUCUCGAGAUCGCAGUCUUGCUCUACUCGAUCUCUCCACCGGCAACGUUAUUAGUAAAAAGAAGCGCGCUCAUCUACACCCCAUCAAUGCACUUCAAGUCCUAAACGAGCACUUGCUUGUGACAGGGGACGAUAACGGAAUAAUAAAGUCCUGGGAUACCAGAACAGACAGAAGUAUCAUGGAGCUGUGUCACUGUGCUGAUUAUAUAUCUGCCUUUUCCUUUCAUUAUCCCACCAAGACUUUAUUAGCGACUAGUGGCGAUGGCACCCUCUCUGCAGUCAAUAUGCGUAAGAGAAUUUUAAUAGAAAGAUCUAUUGGACUGGACGAAGAGCUUUCUUCAGUGGCUAUUAUAAAAAAUGGCACAAAGGUAGUCUGCGGCACUCAGAACGGCUCCUUGGACAUUUUCUCUUGGGGGGAGUGGCGUGAUAUUAGUGACCGGUUAGUGGGCCACCCGGAAGCUGUUGAUUGCCUGCUCGCUGUGGACGAGGAAACCCUUGCUACCGGUUCAUCGGACGGCUUUAUAAGAAUAAUUACGGUGCAACCCCACAAGUUUCUGUGCGUUUUGGGAAAACACGAAGAUCUUCCGGUGGAAAAACUUUGUCUUUCGGAAGAUCGGGAGCUUUUGGCUUCAUGCUCACACGACUGCACCGUGAGGUUCUGGGGCGCAAGGAAGUGUCACUCUACUCGCAAACCACUUAAAAAAAAAUGUUUGGAGUCGUUGAUGGCCACCAAAACUGCAUCAAGUAUGCUUUCCAGGAAUUUUUAUGAAGAUUUUUAAACGGUCGCCACUAUUGUUAAUAAAAGCGAUAC
This is a messenger RNA of Zophobas morio, 1547 nucleotides long. RefSeq lists its product as uncharacterized. Gene Ontology annotation, molecular function: protein binding. Bases 514 to 1515 code for a protein of 333 amino acids. The transcript has 17 exons. The record is from RefSeq and is a predicted model, not a curated record. NCBI's taxonomy places the organism in Eukaryota, Metazoa, Arthropoda, Insecta, Coleoptera, Tenebrionidae.